Molecule: messenger RNA, 1790 nt
Organism: Macrosteles quadrilineatus (aster leafhopper)
Lineage: Eukaryota; Metazoa; Arthropoda; Insecta; Hemiptera; Cicadellidae
Gene: T3dh
Product: probable hydroxyacid-oxoacid transhydrogenase, mitochondrial
Exons: 6
Coding region: 1-876 (291 amino acids)
Cellular component (GO): mitochondrion
Molecular function (GO): alcohol dehydrogenase (NAD+) activity; metal ion binding
Source: RefSeq, a predicted model, not a curated record
AUGAGAGAUUAUUGUUCCCCAGUUCCAACAACGUCAGGCACGGGCAGUGAGACUACAGGUGUGAGUAUUUUUGACUACGAGCCUCUCAAAGCUAAGACAGGUAUUGCAAACAGAGCUCUGCGGCCGACGUUGGGGUUAGUGGAUCCUCUUCACACUCUCUCUCUGCCGGAGAAAGUCUGCGUGUACAGUGGGUUUGACGUGUUCUGUCAUGCGUUGGAGUCUUUCACCGCCAUCCCUUACACAGAGCGGGGCCCGAGGCCUGAGAACCCCAUACUGCGCCCUGCCUACCAAGGGCAGAACCCCAUCUCCGAUGUAUGGGCCCGUUUCGCCCUACAAGUCAUCCGCAAGUAUUUCAAGAGAGCUGUGUACCAGCCAGAUGACCUAGAGGCACGUUCCAACAUGCACAUGGCCUCCACCAUGGCAGGGGUGGGCUUUGGCAACGCGGGGGUUCACCUGUGUCACGGCCUCUCUUACCCCAUAUCUGGAAACUGUAAAACCUUCCAACCCAAGGACUACAGCAAUGAUCACCCCAUCAUCCCGCACGGUCUGUCAGUGGUCAUGUCUGCUCCAGCCGUGUUCCAGUUCACCAGCUCUGCUUGUCCUGAACGCCAUCUAGAGGCUGCUGAACUACUCGGCGUCGACGUGUCAAACGCCAAGAAGAGUGACGCAGGAGCCAUUCUAGCAGACACUGUGAGAGGCUACAUGCAGACAAUGAAGGUAGAGAAUGGACUGGGAGAGCUUGGCUACAAGAAAGAUGAUAUUCCCGGUUUGGUUCAGGGCACACUUCCUCAGCAUCGUAUCACAAAACUUGCACCUCGAGAACAAAGUGAAGAAGACCUGGCAAAGCUGUUUGAAAGCUCAUUCCAAGUUUACUGAUAACUUGAGUUUUAUAGACUCCGUAACUUGAAGGAUUGUGAUUACCAAAUUGAUAAGUCAACAUAUUGGUCCAGGGCAGGUGAUAACAGCUUCUGGAACAAUUUGGAAAAUUCAAGUCAAUGGUACUUGUAUGGAAAGACAGUGGUAUCUUAAUUAUUCCACUUUCUCAAAUAUCAAGAGUCUUUGACUUACCAGGGAAGGGAUAUAUUUACAACAUUUUGAGAGGUUUAGAUUGCUGCAUUAAGGUGUCAUUGCUUACUCAGGCAACAAAACUUCAAACCCGUUUACAAGAUAAGACUGAACAAAGUGCCAUGUAUUCUUUUACUAUAGUAUAAAACAUCACUGUCUCAUCAAACGUUUAUAAUGUUUAGGAUGAACAUAGCACUAUACUUUUUAACAAAGGCUAGUGAGAGAUUGCACUGAGAACAUUAUUUCUCUGUAUUUUGUUUAAAGAUUUAAUGUUGAUAUUUUUAUUAAAAAAGUACAUCAUUGUACAAAGACCCUGUCUCAACAAGCCAAAUAAUUGAUGAUGAAACAUAGUAACAUAGACAAAAAGAAUUAAAUAUAGACCGUCAGCUGUGCUGCGGUUACCAUAGGUUCUAGCGCACAACGCUGAGAGCGCCACAUAGUUACGGCGUACACACUACGUAACUACACGGCACUCCCAGCGGUGUGCGCCAGAACCUAUGGUAACCAUGGUAACUAAAGCACGGCUGACAGUCUUUUAUUAUUUUUUUCUAUGAUAGUAACUUAAGUACCUAGUUAAAUAGUGGUCCAUAUUUUAUUAUUGCAGUUUUAUACAUUCAGCUUCAUGCUGCUGAUUAUAUAAACAAUUUUUGUAAAUUCUAUGCAUAUAUAUUUUUAUUAUUUUUAUCAUGAUUUUUAGAUCUAGCUCUUGUAUAAUGUAAGAACUU